CCGGAAGUAAACACACACUAGUUGCAUUAGCUUGGUGCAUGUUAGCAGUUAGCUGGAAGACGGUGGUGUGGUCGUUUCUCGGGUAAAUAUUCAAGUAGUGGACGGAGCAGUGAUGUCUUCGGUUCAGUAUUUGAGAGAGUUUAUCAGCGAGCGACUAACAGCUGCUGCUGAGGAGAUAUUCACGGUCUUUGAAAAAACCAUCGUCCAGUACGAAGAAGAGGUGGAUCGUCAGCGCAGACUGCUGGAGACCGUUUUGAAACCUGAAACAAAGCUGCACAGGAUCGAGCUCCCACAGCAGCAUGUCUGUAAGGAGGAGGAGGUUCUCACUGACCAGCAGCUCUGUCCCCAGGAGAGGAGCUCCAGUCUGGACCAAGAGGAACAAGAACCUCCACAGAUUAAAGAGGAACAGGAGGAAAUGUGCACCAGUCAGGAGGGAGAGCAGCUCGUACUGAAGCAGGAGACUGAAACCUGCAUGUUGACUCCUCAUGGUGAGGAAAGUGACCAUAGAGAACCAGAGGGUGAGCACCAGCUCCUCUCUCACAACUCUCCUGUAGCUGAGAGCCAAGAUCAGAACAGAAGAAAAUAUGUGGAUUCAGGAUCAAGAGAAAAUGAAGAACCAAACCCACAGAAGAGUUUUCAUGAAAAUAAAAGUCACAGUCGCAAUGUGGACAACUCCCCCAAAUCAGAGAUUAACUCUAAUACUCAAACAGGUAAAAAGUCUUUCAAAUGUGACACUUGUGGAAAAACGUAUGCUUAUAAGUAUAAUUUGAAGACUCAUCUGAGAACACACACAGGUGAAAAACCUUAUUUAUGCAAAAUAUGCACGAAAGGAUUUGUGCGUGGUGAUGAACUGAGAGUCCACAUGAGAAUUCACACUGGUGAGAAGCCAUAUUCUUGCCAAACAUGUGGAAAAAGGUUUAGACGUAGUGAUGACUUAAAAAUCCACCUGAGAAGCCACACUGGUGAGAAGCCAUAUUGUUGCCAAACAUGUGGUAAAUGUUUUGUGAGUAGUGGUAAUUUGAAAGUCCAUGUGAGGAGUCACACUGGUGAGAAGCCAUAUCCUUGCCAAACAUGUGGUAAAUGUUUUGUAAGUAGUGGUAAUUUGAAAUUCCAUUUGAGGAGUCACACUGGUGAGAAGCCUUUUUUGUGCAAAAUAUGUCAGAAAAGUUUUGUAAUGAGUAAUGAUUUGAAGGUUCAUAUGACAAUUCACACUGGUGAGAAGCCAUAUUCUUGCCAAACAUGUGGGAAAAGGUUGAGACGACGUGAUGAAUUGAGAAUCCAUAUGCUAAGUCACACAGGUGAGAAGCCAUAUUCUUGUAAAAUAUGUCAGAAAUGUUUUGUGAAAAGUGGUAAUUUGAAAGUCCACAUGAGAAUUCAUACUGGUGAAAAGCCAUAUUCUUGCCAAACAUGUGGGAAAAGCUUUGGACGUCGUGAUGAAUUGAAAGUCCACAUUAUAACUCACAUUGAGAAGCCAUAUAGUUGCCAAAUAUGUGGUAAAUGUUUUUUAGGUAGUGGCAGUCUUAAAGUCCACAUGAGGAGUCACACAGGUGAGAAGCAAUUUUCUAACCAAAGAUGUGCAUUGAAUGUUCACAUGAGAACUCAGACUGGGGAGGAGCCUGCAACUUGUGAUAAAAGCUUCUCGUAGUUUACACACAUGAAAAACAUUUUUAACUUCUAUACAGUUAAAAAGUUGUGUCUACAAAACAACGAUGUAUAUAAGUUUAGUGUUGUUGAAGAUGACAAAUGAUCUGAGGCUGUCCAGCCAUCCUGCAACUACGGUCUUUUCACAAACAUGUCCUUUAAUUCACUGUAUUUUUUUUCAUUCUUACAUCAAAUUGAUAACGUUUUUACUUGUUCAGUCUGCAGAGGUGAAACAACCUCAUGUAGUUUUCAUUACAUCCAAAUGAUCGACAUAUUUUGCCUUCAGAUGUGGAAUAAACUCAUGUAGUAGAUGUAGCGGCUCUAUGAAUCGUGCCUCAUAAAGAAACUUGUAUUUUAUUAACUAUAAUAUUUCUUUCAAUGUUUGUUCCUCAGACUGAUGUUCCCGAUUUGAUGUAUUACAACUAAUAAAAUCUCAUUGUAAAUUCCAA
Molecule: messenger RNA, 2090 nt
Organism: Pleuronectes platessa (European plaice)
Lineage: Eukaryota; Metazoa; Chordata; Actinopteri; Pleuronectiformes; Pleuronectidae
Product: gastrula zinc finger protein XlCGF57.1
Exons: 2
Coding region: 113-1645 (510 amino acids)
Biological process (GO): regulation of transcription by RNA polymerase II
Cellular component (GO): nucleus
Molecular function (GO): DNA-binding transcription factor activity, RNA polymerase II-specific; RNA polymerase II cis-regulatory region sequence-specific DNA binding
Source: RefSeq, a predicted model, not a curated record